Messenger RNA from Ostrea edulis (European flat oyster), 1239 nucleotides. Its product is annotated as proteasome assembly chaperone 2-like. The record is from RefSeq and is a predicted model, not a curated record. The transcript has 7 exons. Gene Ontology annotation, cellular component: nucleus; cytosol. Lineage: Eukaryota; Metazoa; Mollusca; Bivalvia; Ostreida; Ostreidae. The coding region runs from base 103 to 933 and encodes 276 amino acids. Gene Ontology annotation, biological process: proteasome assembly.
UACGUAAGACUUGUCUAAUGCAAAACAACAUGGCAGCGCCCAUGAGUAAACAAAAUUUCUGAAUUUUCGUUGAAUUGCAGCUCUUUAUUAUAUCUACAUAAAAUGUUCAUACCGGUAGACAAUAAGGAUGCAAACUCGACUUUGUUUGAAGGAUAUACUUUAAUUGUGCCUGCUGUGUCAGUGGGAAAUGUUGGACAGUUAGCAGCUGACUUGUUGAUUUCCACCAUGUGGUUGGAGAGAUGUGGCUUUAUCUAUCACGACAGCAUUCUGCCACUGGUUGGAAAUGAUCCAUUUGCACACCCAGAAGCAGAUGUCUGCAAAGUUGUAACUUCAUGUGAAGUUUACCACAGUAAACUUCAUCAGAUGGUGGUCAUUCAGCAGAGAGCUCCUUUUGUUAAGGGAAGGAUGCCUAGUUUCCGACACUGGCUAACAAGUUGGAUAAAGGAAAACAAGUUUGAGAAAGUUGUCAUACUUAGUAGUAUGCAUGCACAUGAGCGACUUGAUGUUCAGCUACAGGGGUCCCAAUUCAGAUAUGUUGCAACCCCUGAUUUAGAGGCCCAACACAAAGAGAGAUUUUCACAUGAAGCUUUACAGUGGACAACCCUGGAACAGAGACCGACUUUGUCCGAGUCCGGAAAUACAGAGAACUCUGUUUACUUACCUGGAGGGGGCAUCGCCAGAUCUUUGUUUGAACAAUGUUUAAAUGAAGACAUACCUACCAUCAUUCUUCUUGUAUUUUGUGCUGAAGGUGACAAUGCACAGGAUGCUGUAAAACUGGCCUACAAUUUGAACUUGUGGCUUGAUCUGAUUGAUUUCAAGGCCAAAUAUGAUUUAGAUGGAAAGACCAUUAUAAAGCCUGCCACCACAUGGAAAAUUCCAUCGUCAUGGAGACUUUUGUUUGGGACUGCUGUGGAUCAAACUCUUUUUCACUGAAUCUCUGGACAGAUGUGUACAAAUGUUUUUCCCCUGUUAUUUAAAGACAAUUUCAUGCCCUAUACAUUCACCACAAAUAUCCAUCCUGUGCUCAUCUUGGUCAGUGAUUAAACAUACUUCAAACAUGAAUGUUAAAGCAAGCAAUGUGACAGAAUUUGAAUGAUGGUAGACUAUAGUUGUUGAACCCUCAUGAACAUCUCCCUUGUUACGUUUGCUAUGCUGUACAUUUCACAAUCUCCCUCACCAAUAUGGAAGCGUGUCAAUUUUCUUGUUCAUGCGAUUUUAAAAAAAAAAUGUAAAUUAUUA